AAGGCAUAUCGAAUUAUGUGAUUGCAACACGCAGCGAAGCCUACACACACAACAAUUUGACAACCAAGGUCCGCACGCAGAAAUUCCUAGGUUUUUAGUCGAAAGAAAAAAUGAAACUAAUCCUUGUCGCAGUUUUUUUCUGGAUUGGGAACCAAGAUUUGAAUCCUCUGGCACAAACUGAUGUCCCUGUUCAAGAAUGCUCAAGUGACAUUUCAAAGAGAUUGGACUGUGGAUGGUGGGGCAUCAGUCAACAGGAUUGUGUGAGUCGUGACUGUUGCUGGGAACCAACCGCGUCUGGACCAUCGUGCUUCAGGAAAACCAGCUCAAGAUGUCAUGUUGCUGGACCUACCCGAUUCGAAUGCGGUUGGUGGGGUAUUAGCCGCAAAACAUGCGAAGAUCGCGGCUGUUGCUAUGGAGAUGCCUGGGGUGCACCAAGUUGCUAUUACCAUGCAACAUCUAACUGCAACGUGCGGAUGGGUGACCGCAAGGAUUGUGGGUAUUCUGGAAUAACUGCUGAGAAAUGCGAAGAGAAUAUGAGUUGCUGCUAUGGAGCAGCUAGUCGUGGACCCUGGUGCUACUAUGGGAAAUCUUAACGAGUUAACUCCAAAAGUCGAUGCUCUGCCAAGCUCCAAUGUAACUGGAUAUCUUGUCGAAUGAAAAUUAUACAUAAAUCGUA
Molecule: messenger RNA, 676 nt
Organism: Rhopilema esculentum
Lineage: Eukaryota; Metazoa; Cnidaria; Scyphozoa; Rhizostomeae; Rhizostomatidae
Source: RefSeq, a predicted model, not a curated record